CCAGUCUGAGCGGCGAUGGCGGCGGCGGCGGCGGCGGCAGCAGCAGCGGGGGCUGCGGGCGGUCGGGGCUCCGGGCCGGGGCGGCGGCGCCAUCUUGUGCCCGGGGCCGGUGGGGAGGCCGGGGAGGGGGCCCCGGGGGGCGCAGGGGACUACGGGAACGGCUUGGAGUCUGAGGAACUGGAGCCUGAGGAGCUGCUGCUGGAGCCCGAGCCGGAGCCCGAGCCCGAAGAGGAGCCGCCCCGGCCCCGUGCCCCCCCGGGAGCUCCGGGCCCUGGGCCUGGCUCGGGAGCCCCCGGCAGCCAGGAGGAGGAGGAGGAGCCGGGACUGGUCGAGGGUGACCCGGGGGACGGCGCCAUUGAGGACCCGGAGCUGGAAGCGAUCAAAGCUCGAGUCAGGGAGAUGGAGGAAGAAGCUGAGAAGCUAAAGGAGCUACAGAAUGAGGUAGAGAAGCAGAUGAAUAUGAGUCCACCUCCAGGCAACGCUGGCCCAGUGAUCAUGUCCAUUGAGGAGAAGAUGGAGGCUGAUGCCCGUUCCAUCUAUGUUGGCAAUGUGGACUAUGGUGCAACAGCAGAAGAGCUGGAAGCACACUUUCAUGGCUGUGGUUCAGUCAACCGUGUUACUAUACUAUGUGACAAAUUUAGCGGCCAUCCCAAAGGGUUUGCAUAUAUAGAGUUCUCAGACAAAGAGUCAGUGAGGACUUCCUUGGCCUUAGAUGAGUCCCUAUUUAGAGGAAGACAAAUCAAGGUCAUCCCAAAACGAACCAACAGACCAGGCAUCAGCACAACAGACCGGGGUUUCCCGCGAGCCCGAUACCGUGCCCGGACCACCAACUACAACAGUUCCCGCUCUCGAUUCUACAGUGGUUUUAACAGCAGGCCCCGGGGUCGCGUCUACAGGGGCCGGGCUAGAGCGACAUCAUGGUAUUCCCCUUACUAAAAAAAAGUGUGUAUUAGGAGGAGAGAGAGGAAAAAAAGAGGAAAGAAGGAAAAAAAAAAAAAAGAAUUAAAAAAAAAAAAAAAGAAAAACAGAAGAUGACCUUGAUGGAAAAAAAUAUUAAAAAAAAAAAAAAGAUAUACUGUGGAAGGGGGGAGAAUCCCAUAACUAACUGCUGAGGAGGGACCUGCUUUGGGGAGUAAGGGAAGGCCCAGGGAGUGGGGCAGGGGGCUGCUCAUUCACUCUGGGGAUUCGCCAUGGACACGUCUCAACCGCGCAAGCUGCUCCCCCUGUUUCCCUGUCCCCCUUUGCCCCCUUGCGGGCUGCUCAAGGGUAGGUGGGCAUGGGUGGUAGGAGGUUUUUUUUUUACCCAGGGCUCUGGAAGGACACCAAACUGUUCUGCUUGUUACCUUCCCUCCAUCUUCUCCCUAGCUUUCAGAGUCCCCUCCUGCCUGUUCCUGUCCUGCCAGGUCUACCACCCACCCCACCCCUCUUUUCUGGCUCCCUGCCCCUCCAGAUUGCCUGGUGAUCUGUUUUGUUUCCUUUUGUGUUUCUUUUUCUGUUUUGAGUGUCUUUCUUUGCAGGUUUCUGUAGCCGGAAGAUCUCCAAUCCGCUCCCAGCGGCUCCAGUGUAAAUUCCCCUUUCCCCUGGGGAAAUGCACUACCUUGUUUUGGGGGGUUUUGGGGUGUUUUUUGUUUUUCAGUUUUUUGUUUUGUUUUGUUUUCCUUUGCCUUUUUUUCCCUUUUGUUUGGAGGGAAUGGGAGGAAGUGGGGACAGGGAGGUGGGAGGUGGAUUUUGUUUAUUUUUUUAGCUCAUUUCCAGGGGGUGGGAGUUUUUUUUUUAAUAUGUGUCAUGAAUAAAGUUGUUUUUGAAAAUAAAAAA
Mesoplodon densirostris (Blainville's beaked whale) is the source of this 1815-nucleotide messenger RNA. RefSeq names its product poly(A) binding protein nuclear 1 (gene PABPN1). Bases 16 to 936 code for a protein of 306 amino acids. The record is from RefSeq and is a predicted model, not a curated record. Gene Ontology annotation, molecular function: protein homodimerization activity; RNA binding; protein heterodimerization activity. Gene Ontology annotation, biological process: extrinsic apoptotic signaling pathway in absence of ligand; intrinsic apoptotic signaling pathway in response to DNA damage; negative regulation of intrinsic apoptotic signaling pathway. The transcript is spliced from 7 exons. NCBI's taxonomy places the organism in Eukaryota, Metazoa, Chordata, Mammalia, Artiodactyla, Ziphiidae. Gene Ontology annotation, cellular component: mitochondrial outer membrane.